AUGGCGUCGUCUGAGCCGUCUUCGUCAGCGCGCACCUUUGAAAACUCUACCAUCGAUUCAGGCUUUCGAUUGCGACCGCCCCGUUCUCUGCCUCCCUGGAUUGAUUCCUACGAGGCGAGAUAUGGACCGGUCAGCGACGAGCAGCUCCGUCUCCUGAAACUGCCGGCUCGGAUUGUACAGCACCAAAGCAACUUUGCGCCCGUCGAGCCGCAGCGCCGAGUUUCCAGAGAUGGUUUCGUCGCGUGGGAGGAUGACCCGCAACUAGGCGCCGCUCGAAAGGCAACGUCACGGAUCCCUCAUAUCCUCCGGUACGGUCGGGCCUCGAUGCGUGGCCGCAAGUGGGAUCACCUUCGUUCCUCUGAGCCCGUCAUAGUUUCCAAGUACAAGGCCGCGUCGCCGCAGAGUUCCUUGUCUUGGUCCGACUUUGUACGUUCUUCCUCUUGGGGCGGCAGGACCAACGAGGUGUCGCAAGUCGUCAGCUACGAUGCCUUGGACCGCCUCCAGCCGAAUUUCAACAGCGAGAUCAAGGUUCAGUUCCACCACGCAGAGGGGCGGGGCAAGGAUGGUCGAAGAUCCGCUGCUUUGUCGAAGCGAGUCUGGAAUGGAAUCACGCAGCACCCGCUCUCCCCCUUCUUCUUCCGGCUCGGCGUCAUGGUCACUUCGGUUUUGGCUCUCGGCAUGUCAGCUCGCAUAUAUCAGCUGGAAAACACCCUGCAAGUUCGUAAUGCGGAGCGCACACAGUCCGUCGUCGCCAUUGUUGUGGAUUGCCUGGCCGUACCCUACAUUGGAUACAUGAUUUGGGAUGAGUACACCGGGAAGCCUCUUGGUCUCCGCUCUGCCAUGUCAAAAAUCUCGCUGAUACUGUUGGACCUGUUCUUCAUCAUAUUCAAGUCUGCCAGCACGGCGUUGGCCUUUGAAAGUCUCACAUACCAUACCACGUGGCAUGCUUUGCUUACACAUCUGUCCAAGGUUCUGGCUGCCUUUCAGCUCAUUGGCCUCAUGUCCUGGUCCAUGACGUUUACAAUCAAUAUCAUCCGGACAGUGAAACGAUUGGGGGGUGGAGGGGAUGACAACAAUGACUCCAACGUAUGA
This is a messenger RNA of Ustilaginoidea virens, 1092 nucleotides long. RefSeq lists its product as uncharacterized. NCBI's taxonomy places the organism in Eukaryota, Fungi, Ascomycota, Sordariomycetes, Hypocreales, Clavicipitaceae. Gene Ontology annotation, biological process: positive regulation of catalytic activity. Bases 1 to 1092 code for a protein of 363 amino acids. The record is from RefSeq and is a predicted model, not a curated record. The transcript has 2 exons. Gene Ontology annotation, cellular component: fungal-type vacuole; cell periphery.